This is a messenger RNA of Lethenteron reissneri (Far Eastern brook lamprey), 2778 nucleotides long. RefSeq names its product volume-regulated anion channel subunit LRRC8D-like. Gene Ontology annotation, molecular function: protein binding. Gene Ontology annotation, cellular component: cytoplasm. NCBI's taxonomy places the organism in Eukaryota, Metazoa, Chordata, Hyperoartia, Petromyzontiformes, Petromyzontidae. The record is from RefSeq and is a predicted model, not a curated record.
ACUACUAUAAUAACUACAACAUCUAUAAUCACAAUCUCGGCUCGAGUCAUGAUUCCCAUCGGAGCCCUGACCUCCUCCUUCUCAUUGGAGGGUCACCAGGACCUCAAGAUCCUUCAGCCCUGGUGGGACGUGUUGUGCGACAUGCUCUCCGUGCCCAUGUUCAUGAUAGGCAUCUUUGCCGGGAUGCUGCAGAACAUGAACGAGCGCAUUCUGUGUGUGCCGGUGCCGAGAGGCUUCGACGUGGAUCUGAAGGAGUGGAACGAGACCGUGCUGAGGAAGCUCGUGGCCAACCCCAGGGCCCACACGGUUGGCUUCGACCAGUACCAGUACCGGUUGAUCAACCAGUUCUGCUACGACAACGCGGUGCUGUGGAUCAGCAAAUACUUCCCGCACCUCGUCGUGCUGCACACGCUCAUCCUGACGGCCACCAGGAACUUCUGGUUCAGGUUCCCGGAGACGAGCUCCAAGAUUGAGCACUUUGUGUGCGUGCUGGGCAAGUGCAUGGAUUCGCAGUGGACCACGCACGCCGUGCACGAAGCCGCGCUGGACGGGUUGGCGUCAGCGGCGGCGGCGCUGCAGCCGCCACCCGCCCGCCACGGCGGGGAGCUGCAGCGACCCGAGAUCCGACGAAGCCGCCCCGCCCCCGACUGGCCCCCCCCGGAGCAGAACGAGGGCCGGCGGACGCCAUCGGAUGAUCGCAUCCUGGACAAGAAGGAGGGCGAGCAGGCCAAGGCUCUCUUCGAGAAGGUGAAGAAACUGCGUGCUCACACGGAGGCGAGCGGCGGGCUCCACAGGCUCUACGUGUGGCAGACGGGGGCCCGCUUGCUGCAGGCGCUGGUGGUGCUUGCGUACACCGGUUACGCCGGCCCCAACAUGCGCUACCACAUCCACUGCGUGGAAGACGAGUACAUCACGGGCUACGGAGACUUCUAUUGCGUCCACGGGCUGUGGCGCAUCUUCCGCAUGAUGUGGAUGGCCUACGCGACCACGAUGUGCGUCUACGCGCUCACCUGUGCCUACGUCUUCUACUGGGUGGUGACCGGCAGGCUCAAGGAGUACAGCUUCGCGGAGGCGCGCCAGGAGACGGGGGUGGACGACAUUCCGGACGUGCGCAACGACUUUGCCUUCCUCCUUCACCUAGUGGACAAGUACGACCCCUGCUACGCGUGCAAGUUCUCUGUCUUCCUGUCCGAGGUGAGCGAAAAUAAGCUGAGGCAGGUGAACGUGGAUCAAGCGUGGACCCUGUCGCAUCUGACGGAGCUGCUGGCGAUCAAUGCGCAGGGCGAAAGCGAGCUACAUCUCUCCAAGCUGGCAGCGGUGCCAGUGGACACAUACCGGCUCACUCAGAUACAGGUGCUGACGCUGGACUCGAUGCACGUGACGCUGGGGGCGGCGGUGGUGCAGAUGGUGAAUCUGCACAAGCUCCGGCUGCUGAACUGCACCGUGGGCGUCGACAAUCGCGCACUCGCCUUCCUCAGCGAGGAGCUGCGCCAGCUGGAGGUGAAGUUUGCAAUCAAGGCGGAGGUCCCGGGCUGGCUGCGUGACAUGCGCCACCUGGAGGAGCUGUCCCUGGAGGGGCCCCUGACGCCGGCGCUCCUCAAGCCGCUGGGCGGCCUCAGGCGCCUGCAGGGCCUGCGCCUGACGACCAGCGUCGCCCGCCUCCCGCCCGGCCUGGCCACUGUCGCCAGCGGCGGCGGUGGCCUGCGCGCGUUCGCCCUCGACAACGGCGGCGCGCGCCUCGAGUCGCUGGCGCCCCUGAGCAAGCUGCGCGGCCUGGAGACGCUGCGGCUGACGCGUUGCGGCCUGGAGCCCGCCGAGCUUGCGCGGCCCCUGCUGGCGCUGGGACGCCUGAGCGACCUCGACCUCUCCCGCAACGGCCUCCGCUCGCCGGGCGACGGCGACGACGCGGCGAUGCUGCCGGCGGCCGCCUGCAAGCGCCUCGCCGUCCUGCGUCUCUCGGACAACGCCCUCGCGAGCGUCCCGCGCUUGGCGGCGGCGGGGGGGGCAGGCUCGCUGGCGCUGCGCUCGCUCUUCCUCGACGGGAACCUCAUCGGGGGCGAGCUGCCCGCUGGGCUGUUCCGUCUGCACGGCCUGCAGGUCCUCGACCUGAGCCGCAACGCCAUCGCCGCCCUGCCGCCCGAGGUGCGCCAGCUGACUCGGCUGAGCACCCUCCGUCUGUCGGGCAAUGCCCUGCGGAGUCUGCCUGACGAGUUGUUCCGGUGCGAGGGGUUGCGGACGCUGGCACUCGCCAACAACGAGCUGCGCGAAUUGAGCGGCCUGGUCGGGAGGCUGUCGAGGCUGCGCCGCUUGGAGCUGGUCGGGAACCGGCUGACGGAGCUGCCGGCCGAGCUGGGGGAGUGCGCGGAGCUGAGGCGCGGGGGGCUGCUGGUGGAGGAGGAGCUGUUCGAGUCGCUGCCGGCGCAGGUGAAGGAAGCGAUGCGGGGCGAGCCCAGUGGCGCGACGCAGAGCCCCCCUGGAAGCCGGGAGAGAAGUCCAAGGAACUGAGAGAGAAAUCCGAGAAAGUGAGAACCCGAAGACACCGAGAGACUUUCACCGGCAAUUACAACCGGCAUUGUCAACUCCGACUAUACAGCAGUAGGCAGCGUCAGGGUUGGGAUCGAAGCCACGACCUCCUGUAUAACAGGUGAGGUAGGUAACAUCUCAAUUACCAAGACCUGUAUAACAGGUGAGGUAGUUGACAUCUCAAUUACCAAGACCUGUAUAACAGGUGAGGUAGUUGACAUCUCAAUUACCAAGACCUGUAUAACAGGUGAGGUA